GGCACUAUCACUAAUGGUGUUGCUGUUGUUGUUGUUGGUGGUGGUGGUGUUGUUGUUAUUUCAAUCAAGUUCGCAUUCGCCGAUGUUGAUGUCCCUGCAGGAACGCAUGUAAAUGUUCCAUUUAUGAAGUCGUUAUUGACGCUCAGUCUCCGCUUAACAUACAUCUUCACCCUGGUGCAAUUGGCGUUCAGAAGUGUGCAAGUCUCGGCUAAAUGGCCGUUCACAUCGGUACACUUCUGAUCUGAAAAGUCUCCAAUUCCACGUGACGCAAAAAAUUGGUGAGUGCCGUCCGUGUUGGUACAGUUUAGAUCUGAAAAGUUUCCAACUGACGCAGAAUAUUGUUGGAUCUGA
Molecule: messenger RNA, 351 nt
Organism: Haemonchus placei
Lineage: Eukaryota; Metazoa; Nematoda; Chromadorea; Rhabditida; Trichostrongylidae
Source: the annotation of a GenBank genome assembly